AUGACUUGGUCAAAAGCUAUAUCCAUUAAGAGCUCGUUUGGGAUUGCGUUUGUAGCUUGUAAAAGCACGUUCAAUUUGAAAAAUAGUGUUCAACAGUGUUUGUACACAUUACCUUUUUUUGCUUCACUCCUUGACUCAUGUUUGUCCACAAAGAAUUUGAUAAAACUGAAACAAACACACGCGAAAAUCAUAACUAUAGGAAUUUCCCACGACUUUAUAGUAGCGAAGCUCGUCUCUUCCUACGGCGCCUGUGCCCAAAUGGUCGAAGCCACCUUCAUAUUUUCUCUCACUAACCGCCGAUCCACCUUCCUUUACAAUUCCCUCAUCAGAGGCUUCUCUUCCCUCAACCUCUUCUCUCAGUCCCUCUCCGUUUUCCGCCAAAUGCUCUUUGCCCGCAAACCCAUUGACCGCCACACCUUGCCGACCGUUCUCAAAUCUUGUGCCGGCUUAUCAGCUCUCAGAUUCGGCCGCCACGUCCACCUGGUAGUUUUGGUAAAUGGGUUUGGUUCAGAUGUUGCAAAUUCAAAUGCGUUGAUUACGAUGUACUCAAAGUGUGGAGAUUUAGUGAGUGCCCGGUGGGUGUUUGAUCAAAUGUCUGAGAGGGACUCGAUUACUUGGUCGGCAAUGAUGGCAGGGUAUGGGAAGCACGGAUAUUCUGGUGAGGUAGUUGUGUUGUUUGAACGGAUGUUGAAUGCAGGGAUAUUGCCGGAUGGUAAGACUUUUACUACGGUUCUGACAGCAUGUAGUCACGGGGGUUUGAUGGAUGAAGGGAUAGAGUAUUUUGAGAUGAUGAAGGGGAGGUUUGGUGUGAGGCCAGGGUUGGAGCAUUACACUUGCAUGGUGGACAUUUUGGGGAGGGCUGGCUUUGUUGAGGAAGUGGAGGCGAUGAUUGAGGUAAUGGAGGUGGAGCCGGAUGAGGCUCUGUGGGGUGCAAUGCUAGGGGCUUGUAAGAUUCAUCGGAAGGUGGACGUGGCUGAGUGGGUGGCUGAGAAGGUCUAUGGGAGGAGAUUGAGUGCAGCAUCACUGUAAUUGGAGAUUAAGUGCAGCAUCACUGUACUUGGAGAUUAAGUGCAGCAUCACUGUAAUUCUUGUUUUUAGAAAGCCAAGGUGGUAUCAUAAAUUUGUUAUUUGUUUGUGCUCCAUUGCCCUUCUUGGUUGCCCUGAGAAUUGCAAAGUUAUGUACUCCCUCCUUUUCCAAAUUGUUGUUCCUAUUCAAUAUUAUAACUUCUUAAGAAA
Messenger RNA from Cornus florida, 1236 nucleotides. RefSeq names its product putative pentatricopeptide repeat-containing protein At3g11460, mitochondrial. The record is from RefSeq and is a predicted model, not a curated record. Gene Ontology annotation, biological process: RNA modification. The transcript has 2 exons. The coding region runs from base 1 to 1029 and encodes 342 amino acids. Lineage: Eukaryota; Viridiplantae; Streptophyta; Magnoliopsida; Cornales; Cornaceae. Gene Ontology annotation, molecular function: RNA binding; protein binding.